Molecule: messenger RNA, 972 nt
Organism: Alternaria novae-zelandiae
Lineage: Eukaryota; Fungi; Ascomycota; Dothideomycetes; Pleosporales; Pleosporaceae
Exons: 1
Coding region: 1-972 (323 amino acids)
Source: RefSeq, a predicted model, not a curated record
AUGUCGAAAAGCGGAGGCAACGCAGAGGUCGUUGCAAAAAGAGGCGAUGUCAUACUCCAAUCGGGCCAAGACGGAGUCGGAGAAGGAGUUCGCAACAUCCUCGUCUCGUCCGUGGUGCUCGGCCUCGCUUCACCAGUCUUUGCGGCUAUGUUCGACGGCCGCUUCUCUGAGGGCCAGAAUCUUUCGCCGGCUUCACCACGCACUGUCCCGCUUCCAGAUGACGAUCCUGAGUCCAUCAUCAUGAUCUGUAAGAUCGCACACAUGCAGACUGCGGAACUUCCCCUCAAGCUCGCCGCCACCGUCUUGUCCAAAAUUGCGCUUUGUUGUAACAAAUACGAUUGCGCGAAUGUGGUUCGUUCAUGGGCUAUCAUCUGGAUUGGCGCCCUUCUCGAAGAUCUCGAAGCUGCAGAUUUCGAAAAGAUGCCUCUUGCCACACAUCUCCUCGAGUUGCCGAGAGAGUUCUUCAGAGUCUCUCAGAGAUUGGUCCGCGACCCUACCGCGAUCCUCAGCGUCACAAAAGCCACAGAUGGUCACGAGUUCCUACCUUUGGAGGUGUUCGAAUACCUACUACUUCGUCAAAUUUCAUAUCAGAGGCGAAUUACCACGGCAUUCGCUUCGAUCGUUACGGGACUCGAGUUUUGUGCUGCUUCAAAGCAGGCCUUGAGUACUUUUAUCUUCGGUCUCAGGCGGAAUGAUCUUUGGCCCGUCAAUCAGUGCUCGGUCUUGGUCAUCAAGUCCAAGCUUAGAGCCGUACCUGAGUCACCUCCUCUUUAUGCGAGUUGCACAACCCCGAACUGUGCUUGCAAGUCUGUUGCUCGAUACACUAAGGCUACGCUUAUAGCCGAGCUCGACAAGAUUUAUGAUGCGGUGGAUGGCAUUUGCUUAGACUGCGUUCGUCAAAAGGUACUCGGAGAGCAAAAGCGGGAGUGUCGCGUGCCCCAUGCGAUGAGAGAAGCAACAGUCUACCCUUGA